AUGUUCGACGACGCUCUCCGUUUCAUAACCUUGAGGUUUCUGGUUUAUCUAGUCAGCUUUGCAACGUUUGCUCUUCUGGGGCUGUUCGCUGGUGCGCAUGCCCGGGUGGCAUCGAGGACCACCGAGCGUAGAGCAGACAAGGUUGCAGAUCCCCCCAUCCCAACAAGCACACUCAUAACCGACUUUCAAAAAGACGGUGUGAAUUCCAGCUGGGCUGAGGGCCAUCCCAAGAUUUGGGCAGCCGCAGCAGUCGAUUUCAAGGGACCGGCCGUCGUUGACGUGAGCGCAGACGAGAAGUUUAUCGUCGUUGCAUCUGGAAGAAACGUGACGAUCCGCGACACCAGCACCCAGGAGAUUGUGUCUAGUGUCCUGACUGAUGCAUCUGGGAGCGCUAAUACCGUCUCGAUUUUCCCAGACGUGGACGAGGGGUAUAGUGUAUUUGUUGCGACCUCGGAUACCGCAAGUAACAAGGUCACUCGGUUCCGCUUCUCAUCUGGCGGAGCCGUGGUCGGCGAACAGACACAGUAUGACGGUCUUUUGUCAACAUUUGAUGGGCGACGCGGCCCGUUCAACGAGGAUGGUCGGCGCUUUCUGGCCGCCACAGAUCGCAGUGUUAGGCAGUUGACUAUCUACGACGUUGACAACCCAGACUCAAACGUCGUUCUUACUGGCCACACGGACAGGCUUAUAAGCGCAGCCUUCAGCCCAGAUGGAGCUCUCGUGUCAACUGCAUCGUGGGAUCAAUCCAUGAAGCUUUGGAAUGCCUCGACGGGGGAGUUGGUACAUUCGUUUGGCCCAUCAGGUGGGCAAAACUGGAAGACAAACUUCUCGCCCGACGGGAAGUAUGUCGUCUUGGGUACAUCAGCGGCAAAAGGUACCGUCAACAUCUGGUCCCUCGCAGAUGUGACCGCUCCACCUAUCGUGAUCAGCAACUUCGGUGACUGGGUCCGGACGGCCUCGUGGACAUCGGACAGCAAGUUCAUUGCCGCGGGUACCUACGGGAUCGUCCAGGUUUACUCCAUGGAUGAGCAAAAGGUCAUCCAGCGCUGGCAGACAGAAGAUCCUAGGUUCGAGUCAUGGGAGCUUUUCUGGAUCGAGGAGGAGUCUGGCUUGAAACUGGCAUAUCGUAUCACUGCUGGCUUGGAAGUGUAUGAUUUUGAAUCCAACCUCAAAUACCGGUGGGGCCCACACGCGUACGCACAGUAUAAUGGAGGCGGCUCUGGCGACGAUACAACCUUGAUUAAAUCUCGCGGGUGGAUUGGUGGAAGCGAUGCUGAUGCGGAUGUGAGAUUCUACGACUUUUCGGUCUAG
Clonostachys rhizophaga is the source of this 1311-nucleotide messenger RNA. Lineage: Eukaryota; Fungi; Ascomycota; Sordariomycetes; Hypocreales; Bionectriaceae. The record is from the annotation of a GenBank genome assembly.